Oenanthe melanoleuca is the source of this 1661-nucleotide messenger RNA. RefSeq names its product KH RNA binding domain containing, signal transduction associated 2 (gene KHDRBS2). Gene Ontology annotation, molecular function: mRNA binding; poly(A) binding. The transcript is spliced from 13 exons. Lineage: Eukaryota; Metazoa; Chordata; Aves; Passeriformes; Muscicapidae. Gene Ontology annotation, cellular component: nucleus. The record is from RefSeq and is a predicted model, not a curated record. Gene Ontology annotation, biological process: regulation of alternative mRNA splicing, via spliceosome. The coding region runs from base 1 to 1047 and encodes 348 amino acids.
AUGGAGCAGGACAAGUACCUGCCCGAGCUGAUGGCCGAGAAGGACAGCCUGGAUCCCUGCUUUGUUCACGCCAUGCGCCUCCUGGAAGACGAAAUGGAAAAAUUUCAGGGUUCAGAAGGCAAGAAGGAAGAUGAAGAAAAGAAAUAUCUUGAUGUUAUCAGCAACAAAAACAUAAAGCUGUCAGAGAGAGUUCUGAUCCCUGUCAAACAAUAUCCAAAGUUCAAUUUUGUUGGGAAAUUGCUUGGACCAAGAGGAAACUCUUUAAAGCGGUUACAAGAAGAAACAGGCGCAAAAAUGUCCAUCCUGGGAAAAGGAUCCAUGAGGGAUAAAGCUAAGGAGGAAGAACUAAGGAAAAGUGGAGAAGCCAAAUACGCGCACUUGAGUGACGAGCUCCAUGUAUUAAUUGAAGUGUUUGCUCCACCUGGCGAGGCGUAUUCUCGUAUGAGUCAUGCCUUGGAAGAAAUAAAAAAAUUCCUGGUUCCUGAUUAUAAUGAUGAAAUUCGCCAGGAGCAGCUGAGAGAACUCUCAUAUUUGAAUGGUUCUGAGGAUUCAUCACGUGGACGGGGCAUUCGAGGAAGAGGGAUCCGUGUGCCACCUGCAGCUCCUUCCAGGGGCCGCGGGGGCGCCGUUCCGCCGCCGCUGCCGGGACGAGGAGCCCAGGCGCCCCGCGGAGCGCCGGUGACGCGCGGAGCGCUGCCCGUCCCGCCCGUGGCCAGGGGCGUCCCCACCCCGCGGGCCCGCGGAGCCCCGUCCGUGCCGGGAUACCGAGCGCCCCCGCCGCCCGCACACGAGCCCUACGAGGACUAUGGAUAUGAUGAUGGAUAUGGGGGUGAAUAUGAUGAUCCAAGCUAUGAGGCAUAUGAUAAUAGUUAUGCCACCCAAACACAAAGUGUGCCUGAAUAUUAUGACUAUGGUCACGGAACGAGUGAAGAGGCUUAUGACAGCUACGCACAAGAAGAAUGGGCCACGACCCGUUCCAGCCUAAAGGCACCGCCUCCAAGGUCAGCCAGAGGGGGUUACAGGGAACACCCCUAUGGUAGAUAUUGAAGGUCCUCCUCAUCUGUCACCUCCUCUCAAAGACAAUUAAUAGCCUGUGGUCUCCACAUAAACAGCAACAAGACAAGCACUCACAGGCACUGGACAGCUAAGCAGCAGAUCUGCUGGGAGGUGGUCAGAUUUUUGGAGCCUUAGGGAAGUACUGUACCUUUUGAAUGGUGUUCAGGGAAUUGAGAGUGCUCAACAUCAUAAAUCACUGGCUUCUGAAGGACUGAACCUCAGGUUGGGACUCUGCACAGCCCUGAGUUCUGGACCUACCAUUACCACCCUCUCUAGGAUAUGCCACCACUCAGACUUACAGUGAUCUUCCAGUCUAUCAGGUACAGAGUACUUCAUUAUGUGCACGAACAGAAAUGCUUAAAUGGAUGAAGCAGCUAUUUACGUCUGAUAGGAGCUAAGUGGGACAUUAAAUUAAUGCCAAACAAGUUAGUGAGACUUUAAUCAAGAAAAAAACCUAAUGAACAGUAAUUUGAAACACAGCAUUUGGAAAGGUCAGAAUGGUACAUUACAUCCUUAUUAUCCAAAAGAACAGAUGAGUUUAAUAUCGUGGCAGCAUUUUCCUGUGAAGAAGAUAUUAAACAAGAACUGAAAAUGGCACAAGGUUC